Molecule: messenger RNA, 4494 nt
Organism: Sycon ciliatum
Lineage: Eukaryota; Metazoa; Porifera; Calcarea; Leucosolenida; Sycettidae
Product: multiple epidermal growth factor-like domains protein 6
Exons: 21
Coding region: 201-3695 (1164 amino acids)
Molecular function (GO): scavenger receptor activity
Source: RefSeq, a predicted model, not a curated record
UUCUGUACUGGUCCGCAGACUUCCAUUCAAAACUGCUGCAUGUAGUUCGUUCAGCUGGUAUUCCGUUUCCUGCAUUGCUCGUUACAAGAGCACGUCGUUCAAGACAAUAAAUAGCGGAUUUUUUGAUUUCCAGUUCCAGAAAGAGGCCAAGGUUCGUCUGUAAGCGAUUCGACUCGCGUGGGAAGGAGAUCCCGGUGACGAUGUCAGUAGAUCAAGAUGCAAACCGAUCAAGCUCCUUGAUCCUGUGCAUCGCUGCCAUCCUUCUCGGCUUCGGGUGGGAUGGCUCGUCUGCACAGAUAUGCACCCAACGAAAAAGCCGCUCAGUUCAGUCGUGUAUACAAGUCGUGGAGCACUACUCGGAGAAGUACCAAAUCAGCUGUUGGGACUGGGACCUUCUGUGCACAGCAUAUCGGGACAAGUAUCGCAUGACCACACUGUGCAGGAAUGUCUCGCAGUACUACACGGAAACCUUCUGCUGUGCGGGCUAUGUUGCGCAGGGCAGUAACGCUACAUGUGUGCCAGUAUGCAAUCAAGUGUGCCACAACCAAGGGCGGUGCUCAUCACCAAACAACUGUACCUGCGCUACAGGCUGGAGUGGCGGUUCUUGUCAAACACCGGAGUGCACCAGUCCAUGUUUGAAUGGCGGUGCCUGCAUUGCACCUAACACAUGUACUUGUGCAGCGGGAUACACUGGCGCAACAUGCAAUGCUGUAUGCCCAACCGGAACGUAUGGCGUUGGCUGCAAACCAUGCCCCUGUCUAAAUGGUGGCUCGUGCAGCAAGUUUUCCCCUACAGUGGUAUGUUCAUGUACUCCAGGAUGGAGGGGCACUACAUGCAACCAGCGUUGUGACUGGGCUCACUACGGACAGAACUGUGUCUCGACAUGCCAGUGUCUGAACGGUGCAGUCUGCGAUCAUAUCAACGGACAGUGCACGUGUCAGCCAGGAUGGAUGGGAACAAGAUGUGACACACCGUGUGCCAGUGGACAUUACGGUCAAAACUGUGCGUUGUCUUGCGCCUGUCAGAACGGUGCGACCUGUAGUGGAGUGGAUGGCAGUUGCAAUUGCACAACAGGGUACAAGGGAUCGCUGUGCUCGGAGACAUGCUCACCGGGCAUGUACGGUGCGGGCUGUGCAUCUCUGUGUCGCUGUCAGAACGGUGCUACGUGUGAUCCGGUCACCGGUGGCUGCACAUGUGCUCCCGGGUACAUUGGAACGCACUGUGAAAACACAUGUCCCUCCGAUCAGUACGGUGAUCAAUGCUCGCAGGCAUGUCAGUGCUCUGCAAACUCUACGUGCAGUCCCAUCGACGGUUCAUGCAACUGCAGCAUUGGUUGGGCGGGCUUGCUGUGCACUCGGCCAUGUCCGCGUAAACCUAACGGACAGUUCGACUGUUUGAACGCCUGCCCGCACGUCUGCUUGAACGGUGGAGCAUGCAAUGAGUUCAUCGGUGAAUGCAUUUGUCCACCAGGAUUCAAUGGAACGGAAUGUCAAGACACCUGUGUUCAAGGAACAUAUGGCACAGGCUGUAUGGAGGUCUGCGAGUGUAUCAACGAAGUUAAUUGCUCCUCUAUCGACGGCUCGUGUUCCUGCCAGCCUGGUUGGCAUAGCGAUAUUUGCAACAUGACGUGUCCGACGGGUUCCUAUGGUGACGGCUGUUCCCAGGCAUGCCUGUGCAGGAAUGAUGCCGUGUGUGAUCAUGUGACAGGAGCAUGCACAUGUGUGGGAAGAUGGCUGGGUCCACAAUGUCAAUAUCCCUGUCCUGAAUGGCAAUACGCCAGCAGCAACACAACGUGCAAUGACUGUGUCUGCAGCCAAUCAAGUACUGAUAUCUGUGAUCGCUUCACAGGUCAAUGUGAUUGCAGUGCCGGCUAUUCUGGAAUGGACUGUGCCUACUACUGCCCACGUCUGACCUACGGCCAAGACUGCGCAUCAGCCUGCACAUGCCACAACGACGCCACUUGUGAUCCGUUCACCGGAGCAUGUCGAUGCGCCCUGGGUUUCAUUGGUGACACUUGCAACCAAACAUGCCCUGUUGGCUGGUAUGGACUGAAUUGCUCAACGGCAUGUACAUGCAUUAACGGUGCAGCAUGCUCUGCCAGCAACGGUACCUGUGUCUGCACCCCCGGCUGGAAAGGGGAGAACUGCUCGGAGGUGUGCGGGCAGGGUGCGUACGGACAGUGGUGUGCGCUGCCGUGCACAUGCCAGAACGGAGCGGCGUGUCAUCCCGUCACCGGUGCAUGCACGUGUACGGAUGGUUGGAUUGGCGGCGUGUGUGACCAGCCUUGUCCGGCCAACAAGCAUGGACUUAACUGUUCCCUGGAUUGCCAGUGCAACGGCCGGGCACAAAAUGGCUGCCACCACGUCACUGGGGUCUGCAACUGCGAUGCGGGAUGGCAAGGUGUCGGUUGUGAGUUGCCGUGCAAUGGCACAGCGUACGGUCUGAACUGUGCACAGGCAUGUCUGUGUGAGAACGGCGCACUGUGUGAUCCGGUCACUGGAGUGUGCAACUGCUCCACCGUGUCCGGCUGGACGGGCGUCAACUGCGAGGAAGUUUGUCAGCUCGGACAAUGGGGUGCCAACUGUACAUCGUCAUGUUCAUCGCUGACUUGUCCGGCUCAUUCCGGUGGUCUAUGUUAUCCGGACACUGGAAAGUGCGCUUGCCCCAUUGGAAGCAGGCCACCCAACUGCAGCGCAUCCUGUGGGCCUGGUCAGUUUGGCUUGAUGUGCCGGGAGUCUUGUGUGUGCAAGAAUGGUGCUGCGUGUGAGCCGACCUUGGGAAACUGUAGCUGCAAAGCGGGAUGGAAGGGUGAUGAUUGCAAUACAAUUUGCCCCAUUGACAGGUGGGGAGAGUUUUGCACCAAGACAUGUGACUGUGUACAAGGAGAGGGUGGCUGCGCUCCGACCACCGGCAGUUGCAUUUGUCGACCAGGAAGAACUGGCACGAUCUGCGAUGAAAUAUGCAAGCAAGGAACAUUUGGCUUCCGCUGCGGUCAAACAUGCGAGUGCUACAAUGGCGCCACUUGUGAUCCAGCCAAUGGUACAUGUACAUGCACGGCUGGAUGGACAGGUUUCAAGUGCACAAUUACCGUGGAUAUCGAGGAAACAGCACCUGAAUCUUCAUCGUCCCUCACACCAAUCGUCAUUCCCGCAGUAGCAGCACCUGUCGCCAUAGUCAUCGCAAUAAUCUCAGUAUUUGUUUACCGGAAGAGGAAGGCACUUACUGCAAGCACACCAUCCAGGCAUCCUGAUCAUGGAGUGCCAUUUACCUGUGCUGUCCAAGAUGAGAAUAUACGUGUUUGUAGCGGCAGCACCGGACCAGUUGUAAACGAAACGGCUCAGAUAGAGGACAAUUGUGCAUACUCACUCGGUCGUGCUCCUCAGAUGGAGGACAAUUGUGCAUACUCACUCACUCGUGCUCCUCUGAUGGAGGACAAUUGUGCGUACUCCAGUCGUGCUCCUCAGAUGAAAGACAAUUGUGCAUACUCACUCAGUCGUGCUGUUCAAGAUGAGAAUGCAUGCGUGUGUGGUAACAGAGGGACCAGAGGAGUCGGAAACAGAAUGUCUCAGAUGAUGGACAACGGUGCAUACUCACUUAGUCUUCAGCACUCCUCAAGGCCCUCUGAUGCCCUGUAUGCCGAAGCGGCUCAUGUCGAGACAGAACACUCCGAGUAUGAAAUUGCAGAUCCUACAUGACAUUGUACAUCUAGGGAUGUCGAUAAGGGUGAGGGCGAUUGUUCUCCGCAUGCUAGGAACAUUAACCGUGCUCCCAUUUCAUCCGGGCCGACGUGAUUUUAUUCACGGUGUGGUUGUGGGUGGGUGUAUGUGUGCUGCCCACCAUCUUCCUAGCACCAUAGUAAGAUCAACACAGUGAUGCUCCCACCUGAUCGGCUAUGCCCCCCCCCCCAUCACUUCAUUUACUUUCCUUUGCAAUAAGAGCCCAUUUCCCCCAUUUGAUUUGAGAUUGAUUUUGCCUUAUAACCGCAUAAGCUUGAAACAUGAGUCACAAUGAAACCUUGCUCUACCUUCUUGGUAUUAUUUCCAUCAUACUGUUUCAAAGAUUUACAUCUAUUAAGAAACCUUGUUCUGGCAUGGAAUGAAUUGUUUCUCCCACCACUCCCAGGUAUGUAUGUUAUCCAGAUGUAUUUUGGAAUCGGAUUCUCUAUGACGCAAGUGGAAUUCACUCCUAUUGUUCCUUUGUGUAUUUGUACCUUUUUUGUUUUUGUUAAAAUGCUGAUAAGCAGUAGAACGUCAUUACCGUAGGUCAGUGUCAUGCUAUGUUAUCGCUUGAGCUGAUUGUUUAGUAGCCAGUUUUGGUUAGCCCUUGUAUCCAUUUGUCAUUGGUUACUAUCGAAAUCAUGUUAUCGCUAUUUUUGACAUGUACACUGUACACUGUACUUGUUUGUUUGUUUGUUUGUUUGUUUGUUUGUAUUCUUUAUUUAGAGUGGGAAGUCCAAAACAGGCCCUAGCCUAAUAACAAUGGUCCCACUAGUGA